CGCUUGGAGCCUCGCUCUGGCACACAGGUAGUACUGGGAAGCUUCGCCAUAUUGAGAGCGGAAGCUGCGGCGACGAAAAAGGAAAGGCAGCGUUGGCGAGAGCGACGGCUGGCAAGGCGGAUCCCGGGCAAGGAAAGGCGCGGUAGCCGUGUCCCGGAACGGGCAGGCCCGGCUCGCCUGCUUCGCGGUCCUGAGGCUCGGCGCGCUCCCAGCCGCUUCAGAUCCGGUGGGCGAGCCGGGCUGAGCUCGAGCCGCCCCGCUGCCCGCUGCCUGCUUGGCGCGGUCCCGCUGCCCACGUACCCGCUGCUCGCUCCCGGCGCGGUCGGUGCCAGCGGCGGCGAGGCUGACGGGCGCGCGGUCGGGUCCGGCUGCGAAGAUGCCGCUCGCCCAGCUGGUGGACCCCUGGCAGAAAAUGGCUGUGGAGAACGAGAGAGAGUCACCAUCGUUUCCCCUAUGUAAACCUCUCCACAGCCAGAAACCGACUGAGGGCCCAAGCAGGGGCACUACACUACGUGACUUCACCACUCGAUGUCAGGCUAGUAUUGCUACACAACAUAGCAGUUCUCUACAGUAUGAGCAGGAUGGGCAGCAAAUGGUAGAUGAACCCAUGUCCGAAGACGAAGCAGUUCUUCAACCUCAAGAUCAAGAAAAUGAACAGGAGAUACCAAUUACGUGCCUUGUUAAAGAAGGCUGUGAAAAGGCUGAUCCCUCACAGUUUGAAUUACUUAAAGUUCUGGGACAAGGGUCAUUUGGAAAGGUGUUUCUGGUUAGGAAAACCCAUGGGUCUGAUGUUGGGCAACUAUAUGCUAUGAAGGUGCUUAAAAAGGCUACAUUAAAAGUAAGAGACCGAGUUCGGACUAAAAUGGAACGUGACAUAUUAGUUGAAGUGAAUCAUCCAUUCAUUGUCAAAUUACACUAUGCUUUCCAGACUGAAGGGAAGCUCUACCUUCUAUUGGAUUUUCUCAGGGGAGGAGACUUGUUUACACGGCUAUCCAAAGAGGUUAUGUUCACCGAAGAGGAUGUGAAGUUUUACCUUGCAGAGUUGGCACUUGCUUUAGAUCAUCUACAUAGUCUGGGAAUUAUCUACAGAGAUCUAAAACCAGAAAAUAUUCUGCUGGAUGAAGAGGGUCAUAUUAAACUGACAGAUUUUGGGUUGAGCAAAGAGUCUAUCGAUCAUGAGAAGAAAGCCUAUUCGUUCUGUGGUACAGUGGAGUACAUGGCGCCAGAAGUAGUCAACCGAAGGGGUCACACUCAGAGUGCCGACUGGUGGUCUUUUGGUGUUCUCAUGUUUGAGAUGCUUACAGGCACCUUGCCUUUUCAAGGGAAGGACCGAAAGGAAACUAUGACGAUGAUACUGAAAGCAAAAUUGGGAAUGCCACAGUUUUUAAGUCCAGACUCCCAAAGUCUUUUGCGAAUGCUUUUCAAACGCAACCCAGGAAACAGGCUAGGAGCUGGUCCAGAUGGUGUUGAAGAAAUUAAGAGACAUUCUUUCUUUUCCACUAUUGAUUGGAAUAAAUUGUGCAGAAGAGAAAUACAGCCACCUUUCAAACCUGCAAUCGGUAGGCCAGAGGAUACUUUCUAUUUUGAUCCAGAGUUUACAGCAAAAACACCAAAAGAUUCCCCUGGCAUUCCACCCAGUGCCAAUGCUCAUCAACUCUUUCGUGGAUUCAGUUUUGUGGCAAUUACCUCAGAGGAAGAACCCCAGCCCAUGCAAACAGCUGUACAUCCAGUUAUACAGUUGCACAGAACUAGUAUUCAGUUUGUAGACAAUUAUGACCUGAAAGAGGACAUUGGUGUGGGUUCUUACUCAAUCUGCAAGCGAUGUGUGAACAAAUCUACAAACAUGGAUUAUGCUGUCAAGAUAAUUGAUAAAAGUAAGAGAGAUCCUUCUGAGGAGAUUGACAUCCUACUUCGAUAUGGGCAGCAUCCCAAUAUUAUUACCUUGAAAGAUGUUUAUCAUGAUGGUAAAUAUGUGUAUCUAGUGACAGAACUCAUGAAAGGGGGAGAAUUGCUGGACAAGAUUCUCAGGCAAAAGUUUUUCUCUGAACGCGAAGCCAGUGCUGUAUUGUACACCAUAACAAACACUAUGGACUAUCUGCAUGCACAGGGGGUGGUGCACAGAGACUUGAAACCGAGUAACAUCUUGUAUGUGGAUGAGUCAGGCAACCCAGAGUCGAUUCGUAUCUGUGACUUUGGGUUUGCCAAGCAGCUGCGUGCUGAUAAUGGCCUUCUCAUGACUCCGUGUUACACAGCUAAUUUUGUUGCUCCUGAGGUCUUAAAGCGGCAAGGAUAUGAUGCAGCUUGUGAUAUAUGGAGUCUUGGUGUUCUCCUUUACACUAUGCUCACAGGAUACACCCCCUUUGCUAAUGGGCCUGAUGACACUCCUGAAGAAAUAUUGGCAAGAAUAGGUAGUGGAAAGUUCAGCCUGACUGGAGGUUACUGGGAUACAGUUUCUGAAGUUGCUAAGGAUCUUGUAUCAAAGAUGCUUCAUGUAGAUCCACAACAAAGAUUGUCUACCAGCCAGGUCCUCCGACACCCCUGGAUUAUUCAUCGGGAUAAACUGCCACAGUUUCACCUAAACCGUCAGGAUGCACCUCAUUUAGUAAAGGGGGCCAUGGCUGCUACUUACUCUGCGCUGAAUCGUACACCAUUACAGCCUGUUCUAGAACCAGUCGGCUGCUCAAAUCUGGCCCAGAGAAGGGGUGUUAAGAAACUUACCUCAACUGCUCUUUAAAGUGACCUCUGCUGAAAACUGGAUUCACGGCAGCCUUAGACAUUCACGUGUAUCUCAAAGAACAGAGAACGUACCAUCCCAGUUAUCUUUAUAUGCUGCUUUUUGUCUUCUGCUAGUCCUGCUUUGAACAAUUGGGUACCAGGAUAUUGGGAAUGUAUUCUUUGGAUGGAAUGUGAAGCAGAAUACUUGGGAACAAAGGUUAUUUGGGUAAAAGCAUAGAAACUUGGCAUUACAAUGAACACUGUACUACUUGUAUUUGUAAAUUAGCAAUAGGAAAAGCACUCAAACAGUGAAUUUCUACUGGGAAUGUGUAAGUCCAUCUGGAUUGUUUUUGUUGUAAUUAGGGAUUUUUUUCUAAAGUUUAGCACUUGAGUUGAAGUACAUCCUAUAUGUGUUAUCACUGUAAACCUUGUGCCAUUUUUGAAUGCCAUGACUUUUGCAUAGGCAGUGACUCUCAUUGCUUUUUCUCCCAGCAUAGUCCUCCACUAGUCUGUCUGUAUCAAUGGCUAUUUUCACACUUACCUGAUCAGUAUUCCAUGAUUGAAAAUUUUGUUGGGUACUGUUAGCAGCUGAGGAACGCUUUAUCUCCUUGCCUGCAUUUUGAGUCAAUUGCUAAACAACUAAAUCUACUGUAAUCUAUAGAUCUUUGAAAAGGCAGCCUACCAACUAUAGCAUGUAUUUGUGAGACUUUUACUUUUGUAUGAGACAGAGGAUGUUUAUAAUCCUUUACAAUAUAAUUUAGCAUGAUACGGGGAGGGUGACGGUCAUAUUUUUGCCACUCACUGUGGCAGUGAACAAAACAUUGAAUUUCUCAAAUGGAUUCACCUUGGCAUUUGAGUUGCAGUGAUUCUAUGAGUAGAAAUAGAAGUCCAUUGAAAAUCACUUACUGUGUGUCCAUCACGUCUUCAGCUUUAACAUUCUUAAAGAUCAUAGUUUAAAGAUGGGAUGCGAUUGUAAUGAUUUGAAUACUAUACAUUAAAUGUUGCCAUUCAAUUAUUGUAGCUCGAAGGGAAGGUGUAAAGAUGAGGGAUGUAAUUAUUUUGAAAUUCAAAAUCUACUUGGUGAGUUUUUAAAAUGAAGCUGUAUCACAGAUGUAAUAUUUUUCUACACUUCUAUAAAAUCAAACUUUAUACCAGACUCCACCACAUAGCAUGGCACUGAAGUGGAUGUAUAAGGAUUUUUUUUAUACUGUCUUUACCAAAGUAUGAAUUUGGUAGCAGUCUGAAGUUGGGUUCAGCUGACACCUGGGCGAUGCUGCCAGUUAACUGGAUUGAUUAGAAUAGUCAAUGCUGCAAGAGAUAGACUUAAUUGUGCCUCAUUCUGGUAUAGAAUCAGAAUGUUUUCAUUUGAAAUUUAAUGUUACCCUGGCCUAAUCCCAGGUCCAACCAGGAGAGUGGAAUCAAAUCUAUCAGUACUUAUGUUGCUCCUUGUGGGCUGGCAAUUUUUUUGUAAUCAUGAGGAAAAACUGAAAUUUAUACAAAAUAAAACUUCAAACUUAAUAAAAGUAUGCUGUCAUCUUA
Messenger RNA from Carcharodon carcharias (great white shark), 4254 nucleotides. Its product is annotated as ribosomal protein S6 kinase alpha-3. Lineage: Eukaryota; Metazoa; Chordata; Chondrichthyes; Lamniformes; Lamnidae. The record is from RefSeq and is a predicted model, not a curated record. Gene Ontology annotation, biological process: protein phosphorylation; intracellular signal transduction. Gene Ontology annotation, molecular function: magnesium ion binding; ATP binding; ribosomal protein S6 kinase activity. The transcript is spliced from 23 exons. Bases 377 to 2734 code for a protein of 785 amino acids.